AUGGAUCUUCAAUCAGCUCUAUCAGAAGCGUUUGAGGCCUGGCAGCCGAGGGCUCCAGAAGUCACAGAGAGAACUAAGUGCAGUAUAUUGCUGGAAUGGCCACAGGAUGGUCCUUUUGAAUUUCUGAGUGGUGACUUUCUGUACAGGCUCGAGAGGAAUGAGAAGAUACCACCAUGGGUGGUCGCUUAUAGUGGUGGCAAAACCUCGAAACUCAUAGACUACCUAGCACCAAGGCACCCUUAUAGAUUCCGUCUCAAAGUGAUUCUCAAAGCGACCGCAUUGCCUUCGCUUUCACAAAAGGCGCUGGAACACUACGGCAGUCAAGAUGCAGUGAUAGAAAAGCUGAAAGAACUAAGAAUAAAUAAAUCUAGUGAAGUGGUAUGUGAAGACAACUUUUCUCGUGAAGAGAAUACAGAAAGAAUACAGGAACACAAAGAAAAUCAUACUCUAUCAGAUGAUAAGCCGCUACAAAAGCAACAACGCAAGUGGCUAGAGUCACAGUGGUCUGAAGAGGUGUGGACGAGUACAGACACGGAUGGAACGUCAGCUGUUUGCUUCUGCAUGGCUGUCAGGUGCGGGUAUCUGAAGCAGAUCCAAGUAAUGCUGGAAGAAAAGCCAUCGUUAAUCGGGACAGUCAAUUCCACUAAUGGGUUCACACCGCUCGCGACGGCUGUCAGGAAAGGAGACAUAAACACAGUCCGGCUGCUGGUCUCGUCGGGUGCAGAGUUAGACCAGCCAUCCGCGACGGGGCAGACGCCGCUGCAUCUGGCUGUUCUAGGCAGCCAUACCGCUAUAGUGGAGUAUCUGCUCGACUGGGGCGCUGACUUUGAGGCUCGUGACCUGAACGGGCUGCGGGUGGAGCACUAUGCGGUGGACUCCUGUAACCUAGAGACCUUGCGGCUGGUGCUGGCUCGUGGCGGCGACCUGACUGCCACCGACAACAACGGAUGGACGCCUUUAUUCAGAGCGCUGUGCCAAGGAGCCAAGUCUGAAAUCAUAGAGGAACUAGUACAGCGCGGGAGCGACGUGGAAAUACGCGACCACGCCGGCCUGCCGCUCACCUCUGUUGCCAGGCUUUUGAAGAACAGACACGGCCGCAGCCGGGACUCGAUCCUGCGGCUUGUGGACUCGCAGUACCCGCACGAGAAGGCGCUCGCCAACUUCACGCGCCUCACCAAGAAGAUCUACAACGUGCACACGCUUCUCAAGUGA
Ostrinia furnacalis (Asian corn borer) is the source of this 1212-nucleotide messenger RNA. RefSeq names its product ankyrin repeat and SAM domain-containing protein flippy. Gene Ontology annotation, biological process: regulation of apoptotic process. The record is from RefSeq and is a predicted model, not a curated record. Bases 1 to 1212 code for a protein of 403 amino acids. The transcript has 8 exons. Gene Ontology annotation, molecular function: protein binding. NCBI's taxonomy places the organism in Eukaryota, Metazoa, Arthropoda, Insecta, Lepidoptera, Crambidae. Gene Ontology annotation, cellular component: nucleus.